Molecule: messenger RNA, 552 nt
Organism: Protopolystoma xenopodis
Lineage: Eukaryota; Metazoa; Platyhelminthes; Monogenea; Polystomatidea; Polystomatidae
Source: the annotation of a GenBank genome assembly
AUGGCAAAACUCACUGAUGAUGCCGGCGAAAAAUUUGAGAAUCACCAGGUCGCUCUAGUUUACGAAUUCGUUUCUAAAGCAAUUGCAUCUGAUCUCCGACCUUCCAAUCACUUGAUCCCAGGAGCGCUUCAUAAAGUAUAUCAUGGCAUUCUUGUUGGUAACAGUGUGCGUCGUGAGCUGCUUGCUUUUUACAAUCUUUCUCGUCGCGAAUAUCUCGGCAACACUACAAUGGACGUACGUCUUGCUGGACUCAUGGCUAAUUGUGGUCUAUGCCGCCCAGGCAGCCUUGUAUGGGAUCCAUUUCUCGGAGCUGGAGGCCUGGCCUUGGCCGCAUCAGCCUCUGGAGCUUUGGCCGGAGGUUGCGAUAUUGACUACUCUCUUGUUCAUGGCCUAGGUAUGUCUCCAAAGGCUGGAAAGGUAAGUAUGUCUCUUACCAGCAUUCAAUUUUUCGUCUUGUUUUUAUUUUACAUUACCUUACAUUUUUAUCUACACUUUGUCCUAAUCGUUUAUAUUUUAAUUCAAAAAAUCCCCACAGCUACAAGAAUGGUUUAA